Cicer arietinum (chickpea) is the source of this 684-nucleotide messenger RNA. The record is from the annotation of a RefSeq genome assembly. Lineage: Eukaryota; Viridiplantae; Streptophyta; Magnoliopsida; Fabales; Fabaceae.
AUGAAUUCCAUUGAGUUUCCCGUACUUGAUCAAAAAACCAAAAAUUCAGUAAUUUCUACAACAUUAAAUGAUCUUUCAAAUUGGUCAAGACUAUCCAGUUUAUGGCCACUUCUCUAUGGUACUAGUUGUUGCUUCAUUGAAUUUGCUUCUUUAAUAGGAUCACGAUUCGACUUUGAUCGUUAUGGACUGGUACCACGCUCUAGUCCUAGGCAGGCCGACCUCAUUUUAACAGCGGGCACUGUAACUAUGAAAAUGGCUCCUUCUUUAGUUCGAUUAUAUGAGCAAAUGCCCGAACCUAAAUAUGUUAUUGCUAUGGGAGCCUGUACAAUUACAGGAGGUAUGUUCAGUACCGAUUCUUAUAGUACUGUUCGGGGCGUUGAUAAACUAAUUCCUGUGGAUGUCUAUUUGCCGGGUUGUCCGCCUAAACCAGAAGCUGUUAUAGAUGCUAUAACAAAACUUCGUAAGAAAAUAUCUCGCGAAAUCUAUGAGGAUCGAAUUAGUUAUCAACGAGAGAAUAGAUGUUUUACUACCAACCACAAAUUGGAUGUUGGACGCAGUACUCAUACUGGCAAUUAUAAUCAAGGAUUAUUCUAUCAACCACCAUCUAUUUCAGAGAUAACUUCUGACACAUUUUUCAAAUAUAAAAAAGUUCAGUAUCCUACGACCAACGAAAAAGUGAAUUAA